This is a messenger RNA of Engraulis encrasicolus (European anchovy), 2038 nucleotides long. RefSeq lists its product as uncharacterized. Bases 1 to 1542 code for a protein of 513 amino acids. The transcript is spliced from 19 exons. The record is from RefSeq and is a predicted model, not a curated record. NCBI's taxonomy places the organism in Eukaryota, Metazoa, Chordata, Actinopteri, Clupeiformes, Engraulidae.
AUGGACCAAGACAAGCGAGAUCAAAAACCAGCUAAACCUGAAGGGAGGGCUCCACCACUUCCUGCACCAAAGCCCAAUAAGCGUGGUGAAGAUGGCGGUGCAGACCAUUCAUCAUCUGCAGCUCAGAGAGAAGAAAUAAAGAAAUCAACACCUUCCUCACAUCCUGAACAGACAUCGGCUGGACAAGGAAGCAGUGAAAAGAGAGAGGAACAGAGGUGUGAACCAGGCGCUAAAUCACUGGAAAGAUCCAAGCCAACCACAUCCAAGCCAACUGUUGCAAAGAAGCCAACAGCCAACAUUGUAGAAGCCAAUGGUUCUUCAAAUCCAACACAUGCAGGAAAACCGGGAGAUCGGUUGGGGAAAGUGGAUCAGAUACAACAGGGAUGUGAACCAACGCUAAAAUCGGAUUAUAGAACAGCCAAAGAUUCUUCAUCACAUACGAAGGAGCUUUCAGUGAAACCCAAGUCUUCAAUCACAAACCAGGAGGGAAAACCUGAAAAUCAAUCAGAAAAUCAAUCAGAGACAGGAGACCCAGCAGAUGUGGCGUGUCCUGUACAAGAAGAUCAAGAUGGAUGCAUGGAUCAUGCCAAUGUCAAUGAUAACUAUGUCAAUGAUACAACGACUGACGUACUGAAUCAUCAACCAGUUGGGAACAGAAAUGAAGAACAACACAUGGAUACCACUCAGCAGUCCAGUACCCCUGAAGACAUUGAACACAGCGCAUCUGUUAAGCCACAGACCACACUGAUAGAAACUGCUGUCAAAAUUUUUUCACGUCAAACAUCAUCUGAAGCCAAUGGAGAGAAAAGAGGGAAAACGUGUGACUCACCUUCCAACAAGCUCUAUGAGGCACCGCCUGAAAAAGGAAAGAGUGACAUGAGAGUAAUGGCAGGUCAAGCAUCCGCUGAAGCUGAAGGAAAACCGAAGCGUCCCCUGAGACCGCCCCCACCUAAGAAUUCACAAAGUCCCAGUAACACUGCAGACAACACAGAAGCAGGGCCUCAACCCAUUCCCCCACAAAAUCUUGUCAUGGGAGACAAAUAUCAGAUUAAACAAGGAAGUAUAUGCAUCAGGUUCUACAGUCAUAUUCCUCCUAAGGUGAAGGGCCUGUGUGAAGGCCUGCUAACAGCCCUCCAUGCUGAGGAGCUGGCUGGAGACUCUGCAGAGUGUGACGUCAUCCUGGCCUUCUGUCCUGUUGUCUCUCGCCUUGGGACAGACGUAGAGGCAGCUCUCAAAGAAAUACCAGACACAAAACCUUGCAUCCUGGUGGUGAUGCAUUUUACCUUUGAUCCAAAUUACGUAAUACCGGACAGCAAGAAAUUUACUGAAGGAAGAUAUGUGGUUAUCGUGGAUUGUAUGUUUCAUGAAGAUACAGGACUACUUCAGUGUUCAACAAAUGAUGCUGCAGUUAGCAAACUCCGCCAACUGAUGCAACACUAUGCUAAGAAAGAAGAGAAGAAGAAGGACAAGAGCAAAGGGAAAGGGAGAAAAACAGAGAAGAAAACAAAUAAAGCAGGUAAUAUAAAUAUUUAUUUCUUUUAAAAGAAACAGAACCUAAUGGAGGCAGAGAUCACACCAUAUUUGACUACAGUAAUCAAAUGUUAUCAUUUUGGUUGCAAAUUUUGACAUUGAAAUCUGUCCAUCAACAUUGUGUAAUAAUUCAUGUUUGAUGUUUUAUUAUUUUCUAUAUACAAAUCACCUACACAGAAAGCAAGACUGCUCCAGUCUCUCACCCAUCAGCAGAUUCAAAUCCAGGAAUGGAACCCAUCCCCCCACCCAUCUCUUUCAUGGGAGAGAGAUAUCGUAUCAAAGAUGGUAAAUGAAAAACAAAUGCAUAUCUACAAAAUCUACAAAAUAUGGUGGCUUCAUAUUCAUCUCAUGAAAUAAGUAGUUGCUAAAGCCAAGGAUAUACUUACUCAAAAUGUCUUCAAGAACAAACUAGCUUUAUGAUAUUUUCCUCAGAACACUGUGGUUAUGAUAUUUUCCUCAGAACACUGUGGUGUCGUUUAAUUAUAAUAACAAAAAACAAGCAAGCCAU